CGUCUUCCGCAGCGCUCGCCGCAGCCGCGUAACCCCGAGCCUUUGCUCUUUGCAGAAUGGCCCGCUUCGGAGACGAGAUGCCGGCCCGCUACGGCGGAGGAGGCCCCGGGGCAGCCGCCGGGGUGGUCGUGGGCGCCGGCGGCGGGCGAGGAGCCGGGGGCGGCCGGCAGGGCGGGCAGCCCGGGGCGCAAAGGAUGUACAAGCAGUCAAUGGCGCAGAGAGCGCGGACCAUGGCCCUCUACAACCCCAUCCCCGUCCGACAGAACUGCCUCACGGUCAACCGGUCUCUGUUCCUCUUCAGCGAGGACAACGUGGUGAGAAAAUACGCCAAAAAGAUCACCGAAUGGCCUCCCUUUGAAUACAUGAUUUUAGCCACCAUCAUAGCCAACUGCAUUGUCCUGGCCCUGGAGCAGCACCUCCCCGAUGACGACAAGACCCCGAUGUCUGAGCGACUGGAUGACACAGAACCAUACUUCAUUGGAAUUUUUUGUUUCGAGGCUGGAAUUAAGAUCAUCGCCCUUGGGUUUGCCUUCCACAAAGGCUCUUACUUGAGGAACGGUUGGAAUGUGAUGGACUUCGUGGUGGUGCUAACAGGCAUCUUGGCGACGGUGGGGACAGAGUUUGACCUGCGGACGCUGAGGGCAGUUCGAGUGCUGCGGCCGCUCAAGCUGGUGUCCGGAAUCCCAAGUUUACAAGUCGUCCUGAAGUCCAUCAUGAAGGCAAUGAUCCCCCUGCUGCAGAUCGGCCUCCUCCUGUUUUUUGCAAUCCUUAUUUUUGCAAUCAUAGGCUUAGAAUUUUAUAUGGGAAAAUUCCAUACCACCUGCUUUGAAGAGGGGACAGAUGACAUUCAGGGUGAGUCCCCGGCCCCGUGUGGGACAGAGGAGCCCGCCCGCACCUGCCCCAAUGGGACCAAAUGUCAGCCCUACUGGGAAGGGCCCAACAACGGGAUCACUCAGUUCGACAACAUCCUGUUUGCAGUGCUGACUGUUUUCCAGUGCAUCACCAUGGAAGGGUGGACUGACCUCCUCUACAACAGCAACGAUGCCUCAGGGAACACUUGGAACUGGUUGUACUUCAUCCCCCUCAUCAUCAUCGGCUCCUUUUUUAUGCUGAACCUCGUGCUGGGUGUGCUGUCAGGGGAGUUUGCCAAAGAAAGGGAGCGCGUGGAGAACCGACGAGCCUUUCUGAAGCUGAGGCGGCAGCAGCAGAUCGAACGGGAGCUCAACGGGUACAUGGAGUGGAUCUCAAAAGCAGAAGAGGUGAUCCUUGCCGAGGACGAAACCGACGCGGAGCAGAGGCAUCCCUUUGAUGCUCUGCGGAGAGCCACCAUCAAGAAAAGCAAGACAGACCUGCUCAACCCUGAGGAGGCCGAGGACCAGCUGGCCGACAUCGCCUCUGUGGGUUCUCCCUUCGCCAGAGCCAGCAUUAAAAGUGCCAAGCUGGAGAACUCGACUUUUUUUCACAAAAAGGAGAGGAGGAUGCGUUUCUACAUCCGCCGUAUGGUCAAAACUCAGGCCUUCUACUGGACUGUGCUCAGUCUGGUAGCCCUCAACACGCUGUGUGUCGCUAUCGUCCACUACAACCAGCCCGAGUGGCUCUCCGACUUCCUCUACUAUGCAGAAUUCAUUUUCCUAGGACUCUUUAUGUCCGAAAUGUUUAUAAAAAUGUACGGGCUUGGGACGCGGCCUUACUUCCACUCCUCCUUCAACUGCUUUGAUUGUGGGGUCAUCAUCGGGAGCAUCUUCGAGGUCAUCUGGGCCGUCAUCAAGCCCGGCACGUCCUUUGGAAUCAGCGUGUUGCGAGCCCUCAGGUUAUUGCGCAUUUUCAAAGUCACAAAGUACUGGGCGUCUCUCAGGAACCUGGUCGUCUCUCUUCUCAACUCCAUGAAGUCCAUCAUCAGCCUGCUCUUCCUCCUCUUCCUGUUCAUCGUCGUCUUCGCCCUCCUGGGAAUGCAGCUCUUCGGCGGCCAGUUUAACUUCGAUGAAGGGACUCCUCCUACCAACUUCGACACUUUUCCAGCAGCAAUAAUGACGGUGUUUCAGAUCCUGACGGGCGAGGACUGGAACGAGGUCAUGUACGACGGGAUCAAGUCCCAGGGCGGCGUGCAGGGCGGCAUGGUGUUCUCCAUCUACUUCAUCGUGCUCACACUCUUCGGGAACUACACCCUGCUGAACGUGUUCUUGGCCAUCGCGGUGGACAAUUUGGCCAACGCCCAGGAGCUGACCAAGGAUGAACAGGAAGAAGAGGAGGCAGCCAACCAGAAACUCGCCCUCCAGAAAGCCAAGGAGGUGUCAGAAGUGAGCCCUCUGUCCGCAGCCGGCAUGUCCAUAGCUGUGAAGGAGCAGCAGAGGAACCAGAAGCCGGCCAAGUCGGUGUGGGAGCAGCGCACGAGCGAGAUGCGCAAGCAGAACCUGCUGGCGAGCCGGGAGGCGCUGUACAGCGAGAUGGACCCGGACGAGCGCUGGAAGGCCGCCUACGCCCGGCACCUGCGGCCCGACAUGAAGACCCACCUGGACCGGCCGCUGGUGGUGGAUCCGCAGGAGAACCGGAACAACAACACCAACAAGAGCCGCGCGGCCGAGCCCGCGGGGGCGCGCCUGGGCCCGCAGCGCGCCGAGGACCUGCUCAGGAAGCAGGCGCGCCUGCAGGAGCGCGCGCGGGACGGCCCCGGGGCCCCGGACGCGCGGCGCGCCUGGGCGGGCAGCCGGGAGGCCGAGCUGAGCCGCGAGGGGCCCUACGGCCGCGAGUCGGAGCCGCGCGCGCGGGAGGGCGGCCUGGAGCCGCCGGCGCUCUGGGAGGGCGAGGCGGAGCGGGCCAAGGCCGGGGACCCCCACCGCAGGCACGCCCACCGGCCGGGCGCCGGCAGGGAGAGCCGCAGCGGGUCCCCGCGCGCCGGCGCCGACGGGGAGCCCCGGCGCCACCGCGCGCACCGCCGGCCCGGCGACGAGGGCCCCGAGGACAAGGCCGAGCGCAGGGCCCGCCACCGCGAGGGCAGCCGGCCGGCCCGGGGCGGCGACGGCGACGGCCCCGACGGCGGAGAGCGCAGGCGGCGGCACCGGCACGGCCCCGCGGCCGCCUGCGACCUGGACGCGCGCAGGGAGGACAAGGAGCGCCGGCACCGGCGGAGGAAAGAGAACCAGGGCUCCGGGGUGCCCGUGUCGGGCCCCAACCUGUCGACCACCCGGCCGAUCCAGCAGGACCUGGGCCGCCAGGACCCGCCGCUGGCCGAGGACAUGGACAACGUGAAGAACAGCCAGCUGGCCACCGCCGAGUCGGCCGGUCCCCACGCCGGCCUGCCCCAGAGCCCGGCCAAGAUGGGGAACAGCACCGAGCCCGGCCCCCCGCCGGCCCCGCCCGCGCCAACCCCCCCGGACACCGCCAGCCGCCGGGCGCCCCACAACCCGGGGAACCCCUCCAACCCCGGCCCCCCCAAGACCCCCGAGAACAGCCUUAUCGUCACCAACCCUAGCAGCGCCCAGACCAACUCAGCGAAGACUGCCAGGAAGGCCGAGCACACCGUGGUGGACAUGCCCCCUGCCUGCCCGCCGCCCCUCAACCACACCGUCGUCCAAGUGAACAAAAACGCCAACCCAGACCCACUGCCAAGAAAGGAGGAGAAGGAGGAGGAAGACGACCCCGGGGAAGAUGGCCCCAAGCCCAUGCCCCCCUACAGCUCCAUGUUCAUCCUCUCGACCACGAACCCCCUUCGCCGCCUGUGCCAUUACAUCCUGAACCUGCGCUACUUCGAGAUGUGCAUCCUCAUGGUCAUCGCCAUGAGCAGCAUCGCCCUGGCGGCCGAGGACCCCGUCCAGCCCAACGCACCUCGCAACAACGUGCUGCGAUAUUUUGACUAUGUUUUUACGGGCGUCUUUACCUUUGAGAUGGUGAUCAAGAUGAUCGACCUGGGGCUCGUCCUGCACCAGGGCGCCUACUUCCGCGACCUCUGGAACAUUCUGGACUUCAUAGUGGUCAGUGGGGCCCUGGUGGCCUUUGCCUUCACUGGCAAUAGCAAAGGAAAAGACAUCAACACGAUCAAAUCCCUCCGAGUCCUCCGGGUGCUACGACCUCUUAAAACCAUCAAGCGGUUGCCAAAGCUCAAGGCCGUGUUUGACUGCGUGGUGAACUCGCUCAAAAACGUCUUCAACAUCCUCAUCGUCUACAUGCUGUUCAUGUUCAUCUUCGCCGUGGUGGCCGUGCAGCUCUUCAAGGGGAAAUUCUUCCACUGCACCGACGAGUCCAAGGAGUUCGAGAAAGAUUGCCGUGGCAAGUACCUCCUCUACGAGAAGAAUGAGGUGAAGGCACGGGAUCGCGAGUGGAAGAAAUACGAGUUCCACUACGACAACGUGCUCUGGGCCCUGCUGACUCUCUUCACCGUGUCCACGGGGGAAGGCUGGCCACAGGUCCUCAAGCACUCCGUGGACGCCACCUUUGAGAACCAGGGCCCCAGCCCCGGCUACCGCAUGGAGAUGUCUAUCUUCUAUGUGGUGUACUUCGUGGUCUUCCCCUUCUUCUUCGUCAACAUCUUCGUGGCCUUGAUCAUCAUCACCUUCCAGGAGCAGGGGGACAAGAUGAUGGAGGAGUACAGCCUGGAGAAGAACGAGAGGGCCUGCAUCGACUUCGCCAUCAGCGCCAAGCCGCUGACCCGGCACAUGCCGCAGAACAAGCAGAGCUUCCAGUAUCGCAUGUGGCAAUUCGUGGUGUCCCCGCCCUUCGAGUACACCAUCAUGGCCAUGAUCGCCCUGAACACCAUCGUGCUCAUGAUGAAGUUCUACGGGGCUUCGGUUGCGUAUGAAAACGCUCUGAGAGUGUUCAACAUCGUCUUCACCUCCCUCUUCUCCCUGGAGUGUCUGCUGAAAGUCAUGGCCUUCGGGAUUCUGAAUUAUUUCCGUGAUGCCUGGAACAUCUUCGACUUUGUGACUGUUCUGGGCAGCAUUACUGACAUCCUCGUGACUGAGUUUGGGAACAACUUCAUCAACCUGAGUUUCCUCCGCCUCUUCCGCGCUGCCCGGCUCAUCAAACUCCUCCGCCAGGGUUACACCAUCCGCAUUCUCCUCUGGACCUUUGUGCAGUCCUUCAAGGCCCUGCCGUACGUCUGUCUGCUGAUUGCCAUGCUCUUCUUCAUCUACGCCAUCAUCGGGAUGCAGGUGUUCGGCAACAUCGGCAUCGACGUGGAGGACGAGGACAGCGACGAGGACGAGUUCCAGAUCACCGAGCACAACAACUUCCGGACCUUCUUCCAGGCGCUCAUGCUUCUCUUCCGGAGCGCCACCGGGGAGGCUUGGCACAACAUCAUGCUUUCGUGCCUCAGCGGAAAGCCGUGUGAUAAGAACUCUGGCAUCCUGACUCCCGAGUGUGGCAACGAGUUUGCUUAUUUUUACUUUGUCUCCUUCAUCUUCCUCUGCUCUUUUCUGAUGCUGAAUCUCUUUGUUGCCGUCAUCAUGGACAACUUCGAGUACCUCACCCGAGACUCCUCCAUCCUGGGUCCCCACCACCUGGAUGAGUACGUGCGUGUCUGGGCCGAGUAUGACCCCGCAGCGUGGGGCCGCAUGCCUUACCCGGACAUGUAUCAGAUGCUGAGACACAUGUCUCCGCCCCUGGGUCUGGGGAAGAAGUGUCCGGCCAGAGUGGCCUACAAGAGGCUCCUGCGGAUGGAUCUGCCUGUAGCUGAUGACAACACUGUCCACUUCAAUUCCACCCUCAUGGCUCUGAUCCGCACAGCCCUGGACAUCAAGAUCGCCAAGGGCGGAGCCGACAAGCAGCAGAUGGACGCCGAGCUGCGCAAGGAGAUGAUGGCCAUCUGGCCCAACCUGUCCCAGAAGACGCUGGACCUGCUGGUCACCCCGCACAAGUCCACAGACCUGACGGUGGGGAAGAUCUACGCGGCCAUGAUGAUCAUGGAGUACUACCGGCAGAGCAAGGCCAAGAAGCUGCAGGCCAUGCGCGACGAGCAGAACCGGACUCCACUCAUGUUCCAGCGCAUGGAGCCCCCGUCUCCAACGCAGGAGGGGGGGCCCGGCCCGAACGCCCUCCCCUCCACCCAGCUGGACCCGGGAGGAAGCCUUAUGGGUUAUGAAAGUGGCAUCAAGGAGAGCCCGUCCUGGGUGACCCAGAGAGCCCAGGAGAUGUUCCAGAAGACGGGCACGUGGAGCCCUGAGCGGGGGCCCCCCACCGACAUGCCCAACAGCCAGCCCAACUCUCAGUCUGUGGAGAUGCGAGAGAUGGGCAGAGACGGCUACUCGGACAGCGAGCACUACCUCCCCAUGGAAGGCCAGGCCCGCGCCGCCUCCAUGCCCCGCCUCCCUGCCGAAAACCAGACCAUCUCAGACACCAGCCCCAUGAAGCGCUCGGCCUCUGUGCUGGGCCCGAAGGCCCGGCGCCUGGACGACUACUCCCUGGAGAGGGUGCCACCUGAGGAGAACCAGCGGCACCACCAGCGGCGUCGCGACCGCGGCCACCGAGCCUCCGAGCGCUCCCUGGGCCGCUACACGGACGUGGACACAGGCUUGGGGACGGACCUGAGCAUGACCACCCAGUCGGGGGACCUGCCAUCCAAGGAGCGGGAUCAGGAGCGGGGCCGGCCCAAGGACCGGAAGCAUCGGCACCACCAUCACCACCACCACCACCCCCUGCCCCCCGACAAGGAGCGCUACGCCCAGGAGCGGCCGGAGCACGGCCGGGCGCGGGCCCGGGACCACCGAUGGUCCCGCUCGCCCAGCGAGGGCCGAGAGCACAUGGCGCACCGGCAGGGCAGUAGUUCCGUAAGUGGAAGCCCAGCUCCCUCAACGUCUGGUACCAGCACUCCGCGGCGGGGCCGCCGCCAGCUCCCCCAGACCCCCUCCACCCCGCGGCCGCGCGUGUCCUAUUCCCCCGUGGUGCGCCGGGCCGGCGGCGCGGGGCCCCCGCAGCAGCAGCAGCAGCCGCCGGCGGCGCGGCCGGGCCGGGCGCCCAGCGGCCCGCGGAGGUUCCCGGGCCCGGCGGCCGAGCCUCUGGCCGGGGAGCGGCCGCCCGCGGGGGUUGCGGGCCGGAGCGAGUCCCCGCGGGCGUGUCGCCACGGCGGCGCGCGGCCCCUCGGCUACUACCGGGGCUCCGACCACGACGAGCCCGAGGCCCCGGGCGGCGGGGACGCGCCCCCCGCGCGCCGCGCCUGCUCGCCCAGGACUCCCCGGGCCGCGCGCCCCGCGUGCGCCUCGCCCUCGCGCCACGGCCGGCGCCUCCCCAACGGCUACUACGCGGCGCACGGGCCGGCCAGGCGCGCGCCAGGGCCCCGGAGAGGCCUGCACGGCGCCUGCAGCGAGACCGACGACGACGACUGGUGCUAAGCCCGGGCGAGGUGGCGCCCCCGCCCGGCCCCCGCGCCCCGCUGCCGCGCCCCGGAAGAGCGCGCGCCGGAGGCCCCGAAGGAUCUGCGGGGAGUCCGCGGGGCCGGGGCGCACCGCUGUCCGGCAGAGACCCUCCGCCAGGCCGGGACGGGCCGCUCCUGGGCGGUGACCGCGCGCCAGCCGGCCCCGACCCCCCGCCGCGGGACCCUCGGGGGCAGACAAACCACACAGCCAAGGGAUUCGAAUUAACUCAGCCAUUUUUGGAGAACCUUGGGGAAAACGGAAAUUUAAAAAAAACAAACAUUUUUAAAAGAAAAACGGGGAGAAAAAAACGCUUCUAUUGAUGAGUUUUAUCAUCUCAAUCGAGUCUUUCCUUCCCCUGGUGAAGGUGAGCUGGUGGCCCUCGUGUGGCCGAGGAGCGGCGGCGCGUCGGAAGCCCAGCGUCGCGCGCAGACCUCACCAGACACUCACCCCACACACGUUCUCAGACACGAGAGUGCUUGCUGGUUACACCAAACCCUACUAUUACUGCCUGCAGAAAUCAACUUAAACAAAUCAACAGUUUUAAAAAGGACAAAAAAAUGAAUGAUUGAGAAAAGAAGCAAUUUUUUCUGACGUUUGGUCCUGCUUGAAAUAACAAAAGAAAAAGAGAAAAAACCACCACCGAUUUCCUUUGCUUCUUUUUUCCUUUUUCCUACCUUGUUUGAAAACUGUGGGCUUGGGACUGUGAAUUAUUGCAUGACAUUCAAAAAGAAAAAAAAAAUUAAAAAAGUGAAUCAAAGGG
This is a messenger RNA of Diceros bicornis minor, 8103 nucleotides long. It is a transcript of the gene CACNA1A, whose product is annotated as calcium voltage-gated channel subunit alpha1 A. NCBI's taxonomy places the organism in Eukaryota, Metazoa, Chordata, Mammalia, Perissodactyla, Rhinocerotidae. The record is from RefSeq and is a predicted model, not a curated record. Gene Ontology annotation, molecular function: high voltage-gated calcium channel activity. Gene Ontology annotation, biological process: chemical synaptic transmission; calcium ion import across plasma membrane. Gene Ontology annotation, cellular component: voltage-gated calcium channel complex; membrane; neuronal cell body.